CUUGGCUGACGCUUUAAGACGGACGCAUCCCCCGCUCCCCACCCAAAGAAUCUCUCUCUCUUUCCUUUCCCGACUCAUCCGCGCGACACUGAGAUUGCUGCAGCUCGCUCAGCUAGCUCUCUGUCACCUUCGUGCUAUAAACUUUCUUAAAAUGGCUGAUGGCCACGAAACUGAUAAGAAUAUUGAGAUUUGGAAGAUUAAGAAAUUAAUCAAGGCACUGGAAGCUGCAAGAGGUAAUGGCACAAGCAUGAUUUCUCUGAUCAUGCCACCCCGUGAUCAAAUUUCUCGAGUCACUAAAAUGUUGGGUGAUGAGUAUGGAACUGCCUCGAAUAUCAAAAGCAGAGUUAAUCGACAGUCUGUCUUGGCUGCCAUCACUUCUGCUCAGCAGAGGUUGAAGCUUUAUAGCAAGGUUCCUCCCAAUGGACUAGUUCUGUACACAGGUACCAUUGUUACUGAAGAUGGAAAAGAAAAGAAGGUCACAAUAGAUUUUGAGCCAUUCAAGCCGAUUAAUGCUUCACUGUAUCUCUGUGAUAACAAGUUUCAUACAGAGGCAUUGAAUGAGCUUUUGGAAUCUGAUGACAAAUUUGGUUUCAUAGUUAUGGAUGGAAAUGGAACUCUCUUUGGCACUUUAAGUGGCAAUACUCGUGAAGUGCUUCACAAGUUCACGGUUGAUCUUCCAAAGAAGCAUGGAAGAGGAGGGCAGUCAGCACUGCGAUUUGCCCGCCUCCGGAUGGAGAAGCGCCAUAAUUAUGUCCGCAAGACAGCUGAACUUGCCACACAAUUUUUUAUUAAUCCUGCUACCAGUCAGCCGAAUGUUUCUGGGUUGAUUUUGGCUGGUUCUGCUGAUUUCAAAACAGAGUUGAGCCAAUCUGAUAUGUUUGAUCCUCGUUUACAGGCUAAGAUUCUCAAUGUAGUUGAUGUCUCAUAUGGAGGUGAGAAUGGUUUCAAUCAGGCCAUCGAACUGUCCUCAGAGAUUCUUUCAAAUGUCAAGUUCAUACAGGAAAAGAAGUUGAUAGGAAAGUAUUUUGAGGAAAUAAGCCAAGACACUGGAAAAUAUGUCUUUGGGGUGGAUGAUACGCUGAAAGCUCUUGAAAUGGGUGCUGUUGAGACCCUGAUCGUGUGGGAAAAUUUGGAUAUUAACAGAUAUGUGCUAAAGCACGGUACUACUGGGGAAAUCAUUAUAAAGCAUUUGAACAAGGACCAAGAAACAGAUCAGAAGAACUUCCGAGAUCCUGAAACAUCUGCAGAUCUGGAAGUGCAGGAGAAGAUUUCUCUCUUGGAGUGGUUUGCAAAUGAGUACAGGCGAUUUGGUUGCUCGCUUGAGUUUGUUACCAACAAAUCUCAAGAGGGCUCUCAGUUUUGCAGGGGCUUUGGUGGCAUUGGUGGGAUCCUUCGCUACCAGCUGGACAUAAGGGCUUUUGAUGAUCUGUCAGAUGGAGAAUAUUAUGAAGAUUCUGAAUAGCAAUCAACCAACUUUGUAUUACAUUUGGUCCAGGAGGGUCCUGUGCUGGCCCUGCCUGCGACCGGGCAUGCUCCUCAGGGGCUGCCAAUGUCCUUGGAAAUCUAUGAUCGAGAGAGUCUGGGCCUUAAGCAUGAAGAAAAGAAGCAUAAUCAUCAGCAUUCAGAAGAGAAGAUUGCAGCAGUAGACUGCAUGGAAAAAUCCUCAUUGCCAGCAGAACUCUUCCUGCAACCAGUCUGCUGGUUUGUUCCCUUUGUGAUGCAUGGGCAGAAUAACAGAUUUACAGGAUUCAGGAUGGGAUCAUUCAUUUGUUGGCGUGAUAUAUGAUAUAGAAAAUUGAAGAUUGCUUAUCUGCCUGUUGCUGAGGCUUUGGUGGUUCGUUGCCUGCUGGUGCGUUAUUAGGUUGUCUAAUAGAAACAAUUACAUAUGAAGUGGCAUUCCUGCUGUGUAUUAUGCUGUUGUUUGCGUACCUACUGUUGUCUGGGUUUGAGGAGUUUCCUGAUUUUGUUUUCACUACAACUGGAACAAUUGCAGGUAGCUUGUGUUGGUAGAACCUGUUUAUUUAAUUAGUAUAUGUGCUGCUAUUGCAAGCUGUUUUGUUUGCA
This is a messenger RNA of Elaeis guineensis (African oil palm), 2064 nucleotides long. RefSeq names its product eukaryotic peptide chain release factor subunit 1-3. Gene Ontology annotation, biological process: translational termination. Lineage: Eukaryota; Viridiplantae; Streptophyta; Magnoliopsida; Arecales; Arecaceae. The record is from RefSeq and is a predicted model, not a curated record. Gene Ontology annotation, molecular function: translation release factor activity.